Molecule: messenger RNA, 315 nt
Organism: Dibothriocephalus latus
Lineage: Eukaryota; Metazoa; Platyhelminthes; Cestoda; Diphyllobothriidea; Diphyllobothriidae
Source: the annotation of a GenBank genome assembly
AUGCAGCGGGCCAGUGAUCUCAUUCCGAGUGGAAUGGCCUGGGUGCGUAUAACUCAUGCUUCACAGCUGCGAGUCGCUAUGGCUGCUGCCAUCAACCACUGCAAGGAGAACCUGAGGAUGAAGACGCCCGUCGUCUGCCAGGUUGCAUCAUAUAUUAGUCCGGAGUGCAAGGUGAUCGCCGGAAACAUCGAGGUAGGUGGUCAGCUUCAAUUCUUUCUCCCUCCUUCUGCCUCCCCUCUUCCUGCGCUUUCUGUUGCCACUGAUUGUAAGUUGAGGAGUAAAUCUGUAGACUACUGGGAGAUGCUGGAAGCUUAG